Messenger RNA from Labrus mixtus (cuckoo wrasse), 3545 nucleotides. RefSeq names its product beta-1,3-galactosyltransferase 2-like. Lineage: Eukaryota; Metazoa; Chordata; Actinopteri; Labriformes; Labridae. Gene Ontology annotation, molecular function: N-acetyl-beta-D-glucosaminide beta-(1,3)-galactosyltransferase activity. The transcript has a single exon. The record is from RefSeq and is a predicted model, not a curated record. The coding region runs from base 248 to 1213 and encodes 321 amino acids. Gene Ontology annotation, cellular component: membrane.
UGCCGUCUCCGGUAGAAAUCCAUUUCCUGGUUCGUCCUGCUCGGACUAGCGGCCGCCGUCCGGACGGUCCUCGCCGCGGAUCGCGGAAUUGGGCAGAGAGUGAUAAAAGGAGGGUUCACAUGUCCGACCCCUCCCCAUUCCGCGUGCUGCAGCGGCGGGUCAGAGGAGGGAGGGGGAUUUCCUCAACUCUACAGUUUCAUGUCGGACUUGUUCCAGGAGCACAGAGUGAAGCGGACUUGCUAAGGCAAUGGGGAUAACUUCUUCCUGGAGGUUAGUGAAGUUACUCUGCUUUUUCAUUGCGCUUGUCCUCUCUGUUCAGAUCUUAGUGGACAGAGUAACACAGAGUAAACAUCCGGCAGAGCCAAGUCCCCUCCCCGCGGAGGAGUACAGAGUCCUAUCCCCUGAAACAUACCGCUAUCUUCUCAACCAGCCGUCUGUAUGCAAAGACAAAAAGCCCUUUCUGGUGUUUAUGGUACCAGUUGCACCUCUGGAAGCUGCAGCAAGGGAAGCCAUCAGAAAAACAUGGGGUGCUCCAAGACAGGACACCCUUACCCUGUUCUAUGUGGGCUUACCUGAGGAGGGACAGGGGUCAAGGAGCCAGAAGGAGCUGGAGGAGGAGAGCAGGAAACACGCAGAUAUCAUCCAGAUGAACUUCCAGGACAGUUAUCAGAACCUGACAAUCAAGACUAUGAUGAUGAUGAACUGGCUGGCGACCCACUGUCCAAAUGUCUCCUAUGCCAUGAAAGUGGACGCCGACAUCUUUGUGAAUGUGUUCUACCUCAUGAGACGCCUGGGGGGCUCUCCCAGGCAGGGCUUCAUCACCGGCUCAGUGAUAUGGGACGGCAAGCCAAGGCGGGACAUCAACAGCAAGUGGUAUGUGUCAGAGGAGCUGUACCCCGAGGACAGCUUCCCGCCUUAUGUGUCUGGAGCCGGGUAUGUGUUCUCUGCAGACCUGGCUGCCAGGAUCUCCUGGGCAUCCAGGUUUGUUGGGAUGAUCCCCCUGGAGGACGUCUAUGUGGGUUUGUGUCUGCGUGUGCUGGGUGUCAGGCCCGUGUACUCCCGCAGCCUGCUCUUCCUCAGGAACCUGUUCCAAAUCCAGAAUCUGGAGUACGACAGGUGCACUUUUAACAAACUGCUCAUCGCCAACGGCUUUAAUCCGUCACAACUGCUGCACAGUUGGCAGGACUUCUCCCAGGGUCAUUCUAGCUGCUGAAAGAGGAGAUUAACACGUAUGAGAGCUUGAAACAAAGUUUAAAAUAAUGACACAAGUAGCCUUUUGUAAAGGACACAAAGUCAUUGGAGACACAGCCAUUAGGUCGGGGGUGCUGGGUGAUGAUUGGUAACUCAGAAAAAUUCAAAUGGUAACCUUUUCACUUUUCCCACUCACCAAAAGAACCCCCCCCCCCCUCUACGUAUUUUGUCUCUCCCUCUCUUUCUCAAUUUUGAGACACCCAAACAUGUCAGACAGGGACAGUCUCCUGCUGUGAGAGACAUGUGAACAACCAACUCAGGAAGAUUUCAGUAGCACUAUUUAGAUAUUUACGCCUUUAAUCUGAAUGUUGUGGAGGAGUAAUGGGGGGAGGAAGUGAUCCCCCCCUCUGUACCGUCUUUGGUGGUAGGAACAGAAGAGUUACAGGUGAGAGACGGUUUUAGCGGAGUCAGUGGGGGAGCGCAGCGCUGUGUGUGUGUUCAUGUCUGACUGUGUGUGUGUCCAUGUCUGACUGUGUGUGUGUCCAUGUCUGACUGUGUGUGUGUCCAUGUCUGACUGUGUGUGUGUCCAUGUCUGACUGUGUGUGUGUCCAUGUCUGACUGUGUCCAUGUCUGACUGUGUGUCCAUGUCUGACUGUGUGUCCAUGUCUGACUGUGUCCAUGUCUGACUGUGUGUGUGUCCAUGUCUGACUGUGUCCAUGUCUGAAUGUGUGUGUGUCCAUGUCUGACUGUGUGUGUGUCCAUGUCUGACUGUGUGUGUGUCCAUGUCUGACUGUGUGUGUGUCCAUUUCUGACUGUGUGUGCGUCCAUGUCUGACUGUGUGUGUGUCCAUGUCUGACUGUGUGUGUGUCCAUGUCUGACUGUGUGUGUGUGUCCAUGUCUGACUGUGUGCGUGUGUCCAUGUCUGACUGUGUGUGUGUCCAUGUCUGACUGUGUGUGUGUCCAUGUCUGACUGUGUGUGUGUCUGUGGAGCUCUCACUGUGCCGUGCUUCAGCAACCCUGAAUGUGAAUUCACAGACUGGGACACCGAUAUUACGCCGUCGCAGAAUCAAUAUGAAUGUUCAAAGACGUGAUGAAGGCUGAGACUAGUAACGGCAUUUUUGCAACAACAACAAAAAAAAAAUCAGUCUGAACAGGGCUAGGGGUCUGACAAUUUCUGGAUAUUUUCAGGAUUGCAUUUGUGAAAACGUCUUUAGAGACUGGUCCGCUGGAAAUGUUCCGUAUGUGUGAUUGUCAAUCUUUAAACUUGAAAGUCAUAGUUGUUCCAUACACACAUUUGUUGUGAAGCUAAACUGAAAAAAAAUAAAAUUAUAGUAGAAGCUAAAUCAGCCAAAUCUGAUGAGGCUGACCUAAUUCUGAGAGGGGAACAGCCCUCGGACAAACAUCCAGAUUAGAACCCCAUCCAUCAAUACAUGCACCUGCAGAAGCACCUUGAACCUCGGCUUUUGAAGGUUGCUAUUGAACUGAAGGUUGUAACAUCAGAACAAAAUAUGCAGAGAGAAGGACGUGUAAUGCAUUUACCUUGACUCAAACCAAUAAGCCAUAUGCAAUCAUAAUAAGGAUUAAAGUCCCUCGUAGCUGCAGCCUCACAAGAACCUAUGUCAGUGUGUUUGUCGCUGAUACAAUCCAGCCUGACUUUGGAGCAGGCAGCACUCAAAACUAAAUAUCUACUGCUGGUGCUUUUACUUCUUCAUCCAAAGAGCUGGGGAGUCAUAUCAUGUUAUCUCCUUUAGGUCUCCUCUAAAGGCAGAUAACAUCAUGUGUUUAAACCAAAGAUGGUAUGAAACAUCUUUUUUUUCUGCCAUUGCAUUUAUACUACAGUCAGUGUCUGAUGGGUUUGGUUCUAUUAUUUAAUUAAAAAAAUAAUAAUAUAUGGAGAUUAAAAAGUCAACUUGCUGAAUUGCGCUGCUGCUAUAUGAUACAAAGAGCUUCAUGUAAUGUAGACUGUUUAGAAUAACCUGCAGUGUAUUAUUGUUCAGGUUACUGUGCCUUUUCUAUUUAUGCAUGUUUGUUGUUGCAUCAAACAACCAGCAGGGGGCAGUGUGUGCUAUGCAAUGAAACACAGUUUACAGUUUGUUGUGCUGAUGUACUUUAUGCUGGACAUGCAGUGCCUAAAGCAGAUACAUUAUGGCUUUUUGUUUUGCAGUGAUAAUUUAUCAUGUUGUUGUAUCACCUGUUGCCUUCUUUGUUGUCCAGACAAAAUCAAAGUCUUGGACAAAAAUGAAAAAAAAAGGAAAGUUUGUAUUUAUUUAUCCCUUGAAAAGCGUUCUCUCUUUGUUGAUUUUGUAAAAAGCAAACUUCUGCAAAUUAAAAGGAAAACAAGGAACAAACACAAA